This is a messenger RNA of Fraxinus pennsylvanica, 2115 nucleotides long. The record is from the annotation of a GenBank genome assembly. Lineage: Eukaryota; Viridiplantae; Streptophyta; Magnoliopsida; Lamiales; Oleaceae.
AUGGUGGGCCCUAAACCACAGAUUGAAUCAGAAGCACCACCUCCACCACCACAGACGGCGACAGCAUCAGCUGAAGAAGAAGCGCUAAAAAGGAACACUGAUUGCGUUUACUUUCUGGCUUCUCCUUUAACUUGCAAAAAGGGAAGUGAAUGCGAUUAUCGCCAUAGUGACAUUGCAAGGGUAAACCCGAGGGACUGUUGGUUCUGGUUACAUAGUAAUUGCCUGAAUCCGAAGUGUGGGUUCCGCCAUCCGCCGCUGGAUGGACUGUUGGGGACACAAGCUCAAACUUCUGCUUUGUCUGCUGUACCUCCAUCACAAUCUGCCUCUACACCUGCUCCACUUGUUCCAAAUGCCUCUGGUAAACAAGGGGUGCCCUGCAUAUUCUUCCAGAAAGGGUACUGUUUAAAAGGUGACUGGUGUCAAUUUUUGCAUGUACCGAAUUCUGUGAGUAAUAAAAACACACAGGUGCCAGGAAUGUCUACUGCUGAGUCUGCAUCUUUCAAGAAUACUUUCGGUGGACCUGAAAAGUGCACAGAAGAAAAGAAGGUCCCAUCGAAAACUGUAGAAAAAUUAGUCGAGUUACCUUUGCAUACAAAACCAGCUGUGAAAGUGGAACCCGCUCCUGCGAGGAAUGAAUUUGGAAAAAAGACACUGAUGACUUCAGAAAUGAAUGAAGAGUUUUCUGUCUACAGACCAGCUAGUAUUUCACCUGCUAAUAAUGAAAAGCAAUCCAGCAGGACUAUCUGUGUUCAGCAGUCUCACCCGGUGGAUGAACAUGGUAGUAUGAAUAGUAAGGAUGCAGAAGAAUUUUCGAGAGAGCCCUCCCCUGGUUUUGAUGUUCUGGUGGAUGAUGAACUGAGAGAUUCUGAUUACUAUCCUGUUGAAGAUCAGUAUGGAAUGACUGGGGAUCAUGAAGGUAGGAAUGAAUAUGACAUUGGGCAUUCUGCUGAUUAUAAUUCAAUGGUUGAUGUUGACCGUGAUAUAUAUCGUGAUCCUCGUGGUUAUGACUCGUAUGACCGUAUUCAAGGUCAGUAUGCUUGGGAGCAGCACAGGGCUUCAUCUGAGAGGAUGUCGGGAGGGUCUGCUUACCAGAAAAGGAGACAUUCUAGAGUCAAUGGUCCCGAUCUAAUUAAUGAAACAGAUCUAAGGAAUCAUUUGUCAAAGCACAGAAGAAGUAAUGGUUUGAGGUCUGCCAUCAGUCAUGAAUAUGCACGUGACAGACAUGAUGAUCAAGGAUACAAGGUUUCAACUAGGGAAGCACAAUAUUUGCCCCCACGUGAGAGUUCUUUUAGUAGUCGCCUUCGAGGAAGAAUAAAACUUCCAGGGAGAUCUUCUUCUCCACUUGAUGGAAGGGACUUACACGUUGACAGGGAAAUAAUUAGGGGAACAGAUCAUGGUAGAUCGUCUUCUGGAAGGACACAACAGUCCUCUCACCAUGGAAGGCGAGACAGAAUAAAGGGGAAGGAGGAAGAUGAUUUUAAUGUUGGCGGGAAGAAUAAUAGAGGUGGGAACUUAAGAAGAGAAAUGAAGGGUGAAAAUAUUACUGACUUUGCUGGUCCAAAAAGUCUUGCAGAGCUUAAAAGCAGGAAAAAUGGUGAGACUAGUGAGCAGCCUUCUCUUGGGAAGAGAAAACACUCCAUGCUUGAUGGUUAUCAACAACCAUUUGAAGGGCCUAAGCCUCUGGAAGAGAUUCUGAAGCAGAAAAGGGGUGAAAUAGCUGCCUCGGGUAAUAAUAAAGACAACAAUCAAAAGGAAGAAGGAAUGCGGAAAAUGACAAAGAUUACUUCGACUGUGGAGGAUCAGCGUGCUCUUUCGUCAACACCUGUUAAUGAGGAUUCCAAAUCUGCAUCAGGUGGUGAUCGUGGAGCAGAAAAAUACGGAUUAAGUGAUGCUAGAGAGCUAGAAGCUGAAGAUGGAAUGAUAGUUGAUGAACAGUUGGUUGACCAAGAACAUGAUGUGUAUAAGCAGAGGGAUGGUGCAUCCGAUAAUGAGCAAGUGGAUGGAGAAUAUUAUGAUGACUUAGAUGAAGGUGAAAAUGGAGAUGCUGAAGAGGAAUACCCUGAUGAUGAAGAUGGAGACGACUUUGCAAAGAAGAUGGGUGUCGUGUACUCGUGA